Molecule: messenger RNA, 1614 nt
Organism: Paramisgurnus dabryanus
Lineage: Eukaryota; Metazoa; Chordata; Actinopteri; Cypriniformes; Cobitidae
Gene: vti1a
Product: vesicle transport through interaction with t-SNAREs 1A
Biological process (GO): retrograde transport, endosome to Golgi; intra-Golgi vesicle-mediated transport; intracellular protein transport
Cellular component (GO): endoplasmic reticulum membrane; Golgi apparatus; ER to Golgi transport vesicle membrane
Molecular function (GO): SNARE binding; SNAP receptor activity
Source: RefSeq, a predicted model, not a curated record
ACAAACCGAGGCGGAAUCACAGUGACACACCCGGAAGUGACGCCUCCGUCAAAAUAAGCAGACACAGGCAACUGUAUCGCAGGUCUAUUUAUCUCUGUGGUAAUCUGUUAAGAAUACAAAUACAAAGAUGUCUUCGGAUUUCGAGACGUAUGAACAGGAUUUUGGGACACUUACGGCAGAAAUAACCAACAAAGUCGGAAGAAUACCCAAAUUAGCCGGUGAGGAGAAGACACAGCUGGUUCUAAAUGUCGACAAACAGCUUGAAGAAGUCAGAGAGUUGUUGGAGCAGAUGGACCUUGAGGUUCGAGAGAUCCCCAUUCAGAGCAGAGGCAUGUACAACAGCCGUCUGAAGAGCUACAAGCAAGAAAUGGAAAAACUUGAGAAAGAUUUUAAAAGGUCACGUAUUGCCUACAGUGAUGAGGUGCGGAACGAGCUCCUGGGGGAGGAUGGAGCCUCCUCGGAGACUCAGUUGAUAAAGUUACGUGAGGAGAGAGCACAUCUGUUGGACAACACAGAGAGACUAGAAAGGUCAUCUCGGAGGCUGGACGCCGGCUACCAGAUAGCUGUGGAAACCGAGCAAGUGGGGCAGGAGAUCCUCGCCAACCUUCACACCGACCGUGAAAAGAUCCAGAGGUCCCGGGACCGGCUGAGAGAGACGGACACUAACCUGGGCAAGAGCUCUCGGAUCCUGACCGGCAUGCUGAGAAGGUAAGAGGAAGGAUCAUUCAGAAUCGGAUCCUGGUCUUCAUCCUGGGGGCCAUCAUCCUCCUCACCAUCGUCUUGGCCAUCUAUUUCAAUUUGCGAGGGCACUGAUCUCCACCGACUGGCCCCAUGCGAGCGUGUGUGAGUGUGUACGAGAGGGUGUGUAAGAUUAAUAGUGACAAAAGCGUUGGGCUGGAGUAAUUAGGACAAAUUGUUCACAUGAAUCAUUCCUGGUGGGUUGUGACAGGAGGCCUCUCCUCUCUGCUCUCUCCGAGCGGAGCGGAGCGGCCCUUGUAUUUAUACAGCGGCUAUUACUUUUAAAACCCUUUGUGGGAUCUCCACGUGACUCUGACCCGUGCGGACUACAGGACCAUGAUGGAAGGAUGACAAGCACAGAUGGAUGAAGAACAAGAUCAAGAACAUCAAUUCAUGUCAUUCUGUUUUAAUGUAUUGUUUUGAUUUGUUGGUAAGGCAAUGUAGACUAGUAAAAUCCCAUCUAUCAGGUGUGUGUGUGUACGUGUGUGACGUACCCCGUUGCAGUACGGCUUAACACACAGUGCAAAAUCACACAGCCCAAAGGUCACACUCCCAUCUCGGUCCCCCUUCAUCCAGGAUUAGUAGCUUCUCACGCUGUUCCUCUAAGGUCAGUAAAGACCUCGCAUGUGUUUAGUUAAACAAGCGCGAACGCUUUGAACAAGGUAUCACCCGUGUCCACUUUUACCUUUACUAAUCAGAUCUGACAGCAUGGUAGUGUGUGUAGUCAACUGUACUAAUAUAAAAUGUUUUCUGUAUUUAUUUGUCUCGUUUCAGAUUUGAUUAUACUGUAUUUUUCUGUAUCGUUUCUUUCAAUUGAUCUUCAUUUUAGCCGUUGGUGUAUGACAUUAAAAAUAUAUCAUGUCUUUACUGUAACAA